UAACAGGGAUUUUGAUGAUGAAAAAAUCCUUAUACAACAUCAAAAAGCAAAGCACUUUAAAUGCCAUAUAUGUCAUAAGAAACUGUAUACAGGACCUGGUUUAGCUAUACAUUGCAUGCAGGUACAUAAAGAAACAAUAGAUGCUGUUCCAAAUGCUAUUCCUGGAAGAACAGACAUUGAACUGGAAAUCUAUGGCAUGGAGGGCAUUCCGGAAAAAGAUAUGGAGGAAAGGAGGAGGUUACUUGAACAAAAAACUCAGGCAGAGAGCCAGAAAAAGAAGCAACAGGAUGAUUCCGAUGAGUAUGAAGAUGAUGAAUCUGCGGCUUCAACUUCAUUUCAACCCCAGCAAGUUCAGCCACAGCAGGGGUACAUUCCCCCGAUGGCGCAGCCAGGUUUGCCUCCUGUGCCAGGUGCACCAGGGAUGCCUCCAGGUAUACCACCAUUAAUGGCAGGUGUUCCACCUAUGAUGCCUGGAAUGCCUCCAGUUAUGCCUGGAAUGCCACCUGGAUUACAUCAACAGAGAAAAUACAUGCAGUCAUUUUGUGGUGGAAACAUGAUGAUGCCGAUGGGUGGAAUGAUGCCUCCUGGGCCAGGAAUACCACCUCUUAUGCCUGGUAUGCCACCAGGUAUGCCACCACCAGUUGGUCCUCGUCCUGGGAUGCCUCCAAUGACACAAGCACAGCCUGUUACAGCACCGGGCAUUCUUAACAGGCCUCCAGCUCCUGCUGCAUCGGCACCUACCCCCCAGCCCCCAGUUACUAAACCACUCUUCCCAAGUGCAGGGCAGAUGGGGACACCUGUCACAAGCUCAAGUACAGCUUCCUCCAAUUCAGAAAGUCUGUCAGCAUCUUCUAACGCUCUGUUUCCUAGCACAGCACAAGCUGCAGCAGCUGUUCCAGGUCCAGUUGGUACUGAUUUCAAACCUUUGAAUUCUACACCUGCAACAACAACAGAACCCCCAAAACCUACAUUCCCUGCUUACACACAGUCUACAGCCUCAACCACUAGCACGACAAACAGUACUGCAGCUAAACCAGCUACAUCUAUAACAAGUAAGCCUGCUACCCUCACAACAACCAGUGCAACCAGUAAGUUGAUCCAUCCAGAUGAGGAUAUAUCACUGGAAGAGAGAAGGGCACAGUUGCCUAAAUAUCAGCGUAAUCUUCCUCGGCCAGGACAAGCUUCCUUGGGUAAUCCACCAGUUGGACCAAUCGGAGGUAUGAUGCCACCACAGCCAGGAAUUCCUCCACAACAACAAGGAAUGAGACCUCCCAUGCCACCUCAUGGUCAGUAUGGUGCUCAUCACCAGGGCAUGCCAGGAUAUCUUCCUGGAGCGAUGCCUCCAUACGGUCAGGGACCUCCGAUGGUGCCCCCUUACCAAAGUGGACCUCCUCGACCUCCAAUGGGAAUGAGACCUCCUGUAAUGUCGCAAGGUGGCCGCUACUGAUGCUACUACACACGCUCUAAUAGGUUUGGAGAUUAAACCUUUUCUCAUCUUGUGCUGUUAAUAUAGCCGAGCUUCCGUCAAUUAAGGCUUCAUUGUGACUUUAAAAAAAUAAGUAUCUUCCCACAUGCAAGGAGCUAUUGGACAUUCUUAUUUUACAUGGGAAAAAUUAUUUGGAAUAAUAACAGGAACUUUUCCUGAUGUUGCAAUUUAUACUGUAUGGCUUCUUUUUCAUGUUUCAUCUAGGUUUUUAGAAGUGAAGUAUAGUAAAUAUGGUUCGUUAAAUUGUGAAGGCGCUGGAAUUACAUGAACAUACCACCUUAAAGGCAAGUUCUGUAACAUUAUGUUGCUCUUUGUGAAAUGAUGCCUUCACAGCACUUCAAGUGCUGUUGGACUUCAUGUCCCCAACAUAGUUUGGUGAGGGCUGUAACUGUUCCCAACUACUUGUACAUUUAAGUCUGAACUUGUAACGAUAUUUAAUGUAUUUAGAGUUCCUCCUGUUUCAGGGUUUAAGUAAAUUGACCCACUAAGGUCGUGUGACUUUUCUGUACUGUUAUAAACUUCAUUGUAAUAAAAGAAGAGAAAAAUUUAUAUGCCUUUUUAUUCAUGACCAGCUGUGGACAACUGCCUGAAAGGUUUGUACCGAUGCAUGCCAUGGUAGCUAUUGGUGUAAUGAACACAGUUAUUGGUGCUGUUUUGAUUAAAAUCUGAAUUCCUUGUUCUAAAAUUAAGUCACUCCUUAGCUGCACGUCUGAGUAGACAAAGACCUGUACACUUAUUAACUGACUCCUCAAAAAUGAGGCUGCAGGAGGCACAUCUUAACUCUUGGUUGUAACUUCUCUUAAUGCAUAUGUUUCUUUAUUUGUGCUUUCUUGUCCUCAAUAAAUUUUAAAUGAUUUCUAGUCCUGGCACUUACUUGUAGGAUGUAAAAGUGAUUGCUUUAAGAUGCAUCCUAGUGCCAGAUGUGUCCUGUUAGUUCAUUCUUCGACUGAUGCUUUUUAAUGUGCAAAUGCAUAUGAAUUUCAGGAGCCUUUUAGAUGAAGAUUUCUAGAAGCUUAGGUGCAUGUCACAUGGGUGAGUGACUUCCAGUUGAUGUUGUAUUGAAGUUGACCUGCAAAAGAGAAAAAGUAGCUUGACCACCUUCUCAGCGUAUAACAGAGACAGAGGGGGCAAGAGUAAUAUGUUAGAUGCUGUAUUUUUACUUUAAACGUUCAGAAUUUCAGAUAUCAACAGAGCCUAGGAGACGAACCAUCUGUUGUGUGCUGUGAUCAGAUGGUGGCUGAGUUUCUCAAGCCAUUUAAUGGAAGUGUCUAGAGUAAGAGACCUUUUUGUCAGUUCUCCUAAUUACAGUUACCAAAGAGAGGUCUUCCCCAUAUGAAUUAGUCUUCUAUCUGUUUAUAAAAGUAGAGUGAUAAAUUACUGUCAAGGUUGUAAUUCUCUGAAUGUCUAACAUCACUGUGUUAGUGUGCUAUUAUUUCUGAUGAGAAUAAAAAUGUAGAGGGAGACUACUUGGAGGGAAGGGACGUGAGAGCUUCCUUGGUCUCUUCACAACAGGGGAAAAAAGGAGUGGUGAAUUUUUCAUUUGCAGGUCAACUUUAAAUACAUGUUCCAGCCUCAAGCCUUAUCCGUGCAAUUUAAUUUAUGGGGAUAUCUCUUCUUUUAGGGUAUGUUAGAAAGAUUAUCAGCAUUUUUAUGUUAGUUUAUGUUCCAUAGAUGUUUUUGUUGAUGGUGGAGUUUUUUCACUAAAUUAUAAUACUGAGCAUUGUGGCUCUUGAAAGACUUGGGGUUUUUUAGUUGCACUUAAGUACUUCAUGUGGCUUUAUUCUGUACUGUCUCUUAAUAGUCCAGAAAUACCGUACAGCUAAAAUACUACAUUGCCUCUCAGCUUCAAACUUGGGGUCAUGGAAUGGCUCAUAAAAACACUAGAGAAUCCAGUACACUCUAAUUACAGCUCAAUGGCCUUAGUUUAACCAUUAAGAAUUAUCAGGCACUUUUUCUGAAGUGUUUAGCAGUUUUAAGACCAUAACUCCAAGCCUCUGUUGAGAAGCAGUUCUCUCUGAUCACUGGUAUCUGCUGAUCACCUGUCAGAUGUGCAGUAUUUGGGUUGCGAAUGUGCUGAGUGCGCCUUGAUGUCGGAUCUUUUGUUAGCUCUUCAUCUUGCUUUAUAUAUUAGUCUAACAGAUGAAACUCUUUUGCUUAGGCAAUGCUUUUAUACUCUGGUUUUCUUCUGUUUUUCUUUAUCUAAUAAGGAUAAUUACAAAACACUGGAGAGAUUUUUACAGUGUCUUACAUUCAUCCUUUUUGUAAUACUACACAUAGAAUUCAUACAUUAUAAAUUGAUCUUAACUUGUGCUUUUAAAACUAUAGAACUUCUUGCUUUUUCUGAAGAUCAUAUUGCUGCUGUAAGAAUGCUCUGCCCUUCUGCCCCUAGUAAAGUAAAUACCUUCUCCCUUCGGUGUCCUUCUGUAACUCAUUGGUAUGUUGUUUUCAGACCCCUACUUUUCCUGGGAUAAAUACUUUUAAACCUUACUGCAUGUACUGUUAACUCAGCAUAUUCUGCAAGUUGUUUUAAUUAAGAGUUUCCCUCUUUUGAAUAGUCAAUGUCUCAUUGUUCCAAUAAUAGUACCAUUUUGUAGCUAAUACUACGUAGACUUGGACACAUUUUAGGAUUGAACUUUCCUUAGUAGUAAUAUUACGAUAAUCCCUCAACUAAAUACUGCCACGUAUUGUUCAUAUGGUACUCUAAUAAUCUUCAGCGAGCAGGUGAACAAUUUUUCCAUUAUUUUUCAUGUGGAUACUUACUUUCCUGCUCCUGUCAUUUCUGUGCUGUAAGAGCUGUGAUGUGGCUAUCUUUAGUUACUCUCGUGUCUCUUGUGUGUACUCUUCUGUAAACAGGCGGGUAUUUCAGUGCAUAUGUUGUCUGUUGGUCCCUGCCUUCAUUUCUUUGGACACUGCUUCUUAAUGUUCAGAGAGUUGGAUUUAUGGUGCAUUUUCCCAAAAAGAGGAAAACUACUUGGAAUGUAGUAAUUGCUUGUAUAAAGACUAAGGCUUGGUUUACAGUACAAAGUUUAACAACAUCGUUGUGCCAGCAAAAUCCGUAAUACAAUGCAGGCAUGCAGACAGUUUUUUGCUUUAGUUAAUCUCUCCUUCGAAAGAGAUUGCAGAAGCUUUUAUGAUUACAGAGAAACCUAUCUCUUUUAUAUCUGUUGCAGGAUUCUGGUGAUAUAAUUAUACAUGGCAGAAGCUUUGUUUUUCAGUUGUUGCCUAAAUUUGCCAUGGCAGAUCUUAUAGUAAAAUUAAAACUUGCAAGUGGAUUUUGAUUGAUCUUUAAAUUGGAAUGUAAUGCAAAUGUUGAGUACCAAAAAAACAGACUGCAAGAAAAUAUUCUGACACAGGUGGGAAAAUAUGUUUAGCAAAAUACUUAGAAUUUAUGGCACCUAGGACUCAUUUAAAAGGUUCUAAAUUAUUUUAUGCAUGGUCUCUCGGUAUCAUUAUGAGAGGCUGAUCUCAUAUCUGCCGAUUUUUAGAGCAAAAGGGAUGAGACUGGCAUGAAAGAACCUUGGAAAAGCCCGGGCUGUUUUUUCACAAGUCUUGAUAUGACGGUUUUGUACUGCCUUUAGAAUAUCUUUCUGCCUUUGGCAAAGGUUGCUUUAAAUAAAAUCUUUAAAAUUUAGCUGGCUUAUGUGGACUAAAAAUUUCUUCUUCUGGAACUUUUGGAUUUUUUUUUUUUUCUUCCACAGAUGAGAUUUUUAGGUGCUGAUAAUAAAUUUGAGGCUGGGAUGUAUAUCUAAUAAAUUCAGUGGAUAACUAUUCCUCGCUCUGUGCAUGCAUGGGAGAAUGUAAACAAGCUUCUAGAAACACAUGCAGCUGCAUCUGCCUUCUAUGGUUUCUGCAAUUAUUUUAGCGUAUGGAGCUCUUGAAUAGUACUUACAUAGAAAUGUAUAACUUAUUUAAAACUUGGAUAAAAUUGAAUGGAAUAUAUAAUCUGCAGUUAUUUUACAGGAAUCGAAUUCUGCAUACAAGAUAAAAAAUAAAAUAUCAAGAUUACUUCAGUUUUAUAAGCAGCAAGAAGGGCAUUAUGACUCUUCAGUUAAAUUGAGACUCUGAUGUACCAGUCCAUGAGCUGGGGCUGCAAUUUAAAAUGCCCUGCCAUAGGACAGGCUGAGGCAGAGUCUCAGUGUUGCCCUGUUCAGUCUGAGGGCAAGAAUUACUGAUAUUCUGCUAAAUUGGGUGAAUUUGCACCCACUGUUUUUAACAAGAGAAGUGAAUGGGAGAUGUGGCAAAUAAACAGCAGAAUUUCAGCAUUUGCUACUUACUGGUAGAGAAGAAAAAUUCCACAGCACUGCCAGUACAGGUUAGUUUAAUCUGUAAGUACCUGAUGUUCCUAUUUGAAAUAAUUUGUUCAAAUGAUACCACUUAAAUGCGAGGGGAAUUUUGGUCUCUGAAAUGUGAAUGUAUCUGUUAUCUACUACUGUUUUCAGUAGUGAGUGAACGUCUAGAUUUUUUUUGAAGAUCUGUAAUGGUUUUAACUACGCUUGUGGGUAGGUAAUAUCUGCAAGCACUUCUAAGGAAAAUUUAAUACGGAACCUUAAGAAAUAGCCAUUGGUGUUAUUGAAAAGUGUGAAGAUCUAAAGUUGAGGUCACUUCUUCAGUAACAUGCCUAUUAUAAAAGAGGCUGUUUUAUCAGUGAACCAAUUAUAGGAUACUGUAUUUGUUGUGUUGGGGAAUAAGCAUUUCUGUUUGUAAGAAUCCGUAGCAGUAAUGUAAAUCUUUUCCAUUUUUGUUAGCUAUUGCUAAUUACUGUCUCCUACCAACAGAUUUUUACUUUGUUAGGCCUGUAAGCCAGGAGCUUCUUGUUCUCUGAUUUUUUUCGUUUUGUUUUGUUGGCCCAUUUCAGCACUUCAGGGGCUACCUACAAAUGAGGUUUUGCCCAGCUGUUUUAUCUUACUCCAGAGUUACUGCUCUGCCUCUGUUCUUUUUUCCUUCUACCCUAUUCCAUAUUCGUGGAAAUUUUGGCAUUUUAUUUUUAUUUUAUAGAAUAUUUUACACCUCAAAAUAGGAGAGAUUCUUUGUGAUUGGGUAAAAGAUGCAACCUUUUCCAGAAUAGCUACAUACAUUUAUUUUUAUUUAAGCUUUGUGUACCUCAUCUCUACAUAUCAGCAUGGGAGAUGAAGACUUUCUGUGCUGUGGCACAUAGCAUAGUUUCACAGCUGGAUGAGCUGUAAAACUCCUGUGCUUUAAUUCACUUCUCAAGGGCAUGUUAUCACAUGGUGAAUUUGAGGGUCUUUUGACAUUAUUGGUGGAUAUAGAAACUAGGCAUUGGAAAGAUCAUACUAGUGUGGUAGCUGAACAGACACUUGAAUAGUUUUGCCAGCUCAUCUGUAUGGUCUAGAGUAGUUUCAUGAGUGACUUGACGCUUCCAGCAGUAUUGCUUAUUUUAGAAUUUUGAAAUCUUAUGUGACGCUGCAGAAUUCGUCAUACUAACAUAAAAAGUUUCAAGGGGAUUGUAUCUUCCCAGGUUUUAGAAUAGUUGCAGUUGAAGCCUGUCUCCUGGCAUCUUCUCUACAUCAGUUCUCAGUCAUUCACACUAAAUUGCUUUAUCUGCAAAACUAGCUACAUGCCAAUUUUUGAAUAAUGUUGCAUAGGUGUUUCUUCCUAGAAGAAAAAAAAAGGAAAGUUAUAUAAUAAAAUUUAUAACUUACCUUUGCCUGUAUUUCCUAAAUCUUAAUGGCAGAUGUGCAUGAGUAAUAGGGAUACCUUGCUGUGAGGCCAUUAUCCUAUUAACAGCAUGAAUGCAUCUUUCUUUUAACUUCUGUGGUUGACCCUAGUUGAUACUUAAUGCAAUGCUCAUAAUAAGUCGGAAUGAGUAACUGAUUGCUUUUGGCUGCUGAAUUACUUUGUGAAGUCUCAGUUUUGACAGUGGUUGGAUGCUGACCUGCACUACUUGUAACACCAGCUUGGCGAUCAUUGGGGAUAACUAAAGGGUAGUGGUGUUCUCUAGUGUCUUAUCAAUAAAAAGUGUCUUUGUCCAGGGUAGAUCCUAAUAUGAACUCUUGUAGAAAGUCAUAUCUUUUAUGGCAAUUCAUUACAGUACUUUUUGGUAGAAUUAAGUUUAUUUUCUUUUGAGACGGGACCAAAACAGUACUAGGAAUCUGAGCUUUCAUAACCAGGUGAGCAGUCUAAGUUGUAGCUCAACUUCUGAUACACCGUUACAGCAGCUGUACAGUCUAAUGUGGUUCAGAAGUCUUCCUUCCCAGUUCUGGUACGGUAUAUAUGGAACAGUGAAUCAGUUCAUGGUAUUUCCUUCUAGACUUCUGCCUGAUGACUCUGAAUCACCCCUUCAGAGAUUCUGGUCACUGUGCAGCGAACCCAGACUCCAAACUGUUUUUAGCACCUUCUUAAAGGUACCUUAAAGCACGAUUGAAUUAUGUCCCCUCUGAGUAGCAGUGCAGCCACAGAAGUUAGUGUGUCAUGAAGGUUUUUUCCAUAACUUGAUACUGCUUUUGUGUAAGUAGUAUGAAAGGGAUGGGAUCGUUGAUCUUUUUCAAAAGACGGGUGGCAAAGUAUUGAUGUUGAACUUAAUUUGAGAAAGUGACAGACUGGUAAGUAUGUGCAUCACUUUAAUGCAUGCAAAUAGUAGUAACAGUAACUAGCUUAAUUUUAUAGCAUUCAGUUUACAGAGAAGAUUCAAAGAAAAUACGGAGCUAACAUCAUUUGCAUCCACUGAGAACCUUCUAUGAACUGUAUGCUUCAGGAAUGGAUCAUUGCACAUAUACACAUCUGUAAUGUGUGUCUGCUACUUUGUAACAGUCUCUGAUUAAACAGAAGUGAACCAC
Molecule: messenger RNA, 8280 nt
Organism: Pygoscelis adeliae (Adelie penguin)
Lineage: Eukaryota; Metazoa; Chordata; Aves; Sphenisciformes; Spheniscidae
Gene: ZNF207
Product: zinc finger protein 207
Exons: 14
Coding region: 116-1447 (443 amino acids)
Cellular component (GO): nucleus
Source: RefSeq, a predicted model, not a curated record